GAUGGAACAUCGGGAGAGGAGCGAGCUCCCGGAGCCGCAGCUCGUCUUCUUGAAGGAUACAAUGCCAAGCCUCUGUUUCGGAAAUACUUUCUCGAAUGCGUUAUGGCGCUGUAUACCCUCGGAGUCGUAAUGUACAGCAUUCCCUUACAUUCGCUGAUGUUCAAGAAAAGCUGCUUGUAUGUGGCAGGCUUCAAUGAAACCGUGUGUUCAGAUCUAGAACAACAGGAGAAGAAUAUUAAGAAUCCCGUUCUGGGGCACGCGAGCAUUUACAGCACGUUACGGGAUGUAGUGCAGAAUGUUCCUGCUGCCGUGGCUGCUGUGAUCAUCGGAAAUUAUCUCACUCGAUACGGAUUCCGAACACCUCUGAUUGUUACUCUAGGAGGGGGUGUCUUGACUAGUGUGUGCCAUCUGCUUACAGUCUUCUACAUGCCUGCACCGCUGCUUUUCAACGCCUUAGCCGAUCUUCCCGGAUCGAUCGCAGGUGGGACUAUAGUGAUAUCCACCGCGGUCUACACGAACAUCGCGACGAGGGUCCCAGAGUCCUUGCGACUUCACCGGAUGACCACCAUGAGUCUCUGCGCAGGGUUGCCGGCUCUCAUCGCUAUUGGCAGUGGAGCAGUUUUGUCCGAAAUACUCGGCAUGAAGAUUCUCUUGGGCCUCGCAGCGAUUAUUUUGACGAUUCCAGCCGUCAUGGUCAUCUUUUUUCUCGAAGACAUCGAAACUCCCGAAGAGAACAAGAAUGACAGCUGGCGGGAAGCAUUUCUCCUGAGCUUGAAGAACGGUUUGAAGACUUCGAUAGCCGUGGUUUCACUUAAGAGACCCGAUGGGAAACGAGCGCAGAUCAUCUCUAUGAUAAUUUGCAUUGCGACCUCCAGUAUCGGCAUUGAGGCGUGCGCUGGUCCCCUGGCAUUCGCCUACCUCAAGAGCGUGUUGAAAUAUACGCAAACUCAAUACGUGGUCUACACAACAUUUUCUAUGGUCCUCGCUUUCGGAGCCCUCUUUCCCCUCGUCGCACUCACCAAGCUCCUCAAGCUUAGCGCUCCUGCGAUGGUUUCUCUAGGACUGGCGUUUUUCCUCGCAAAAUUCGCACUUCUGAGCCUGACGGAAUUCGACGAAAUUUUUUUCUACGUCCAGAUCCUCGUCGGCAUCCCCAUUGUUCUUACGUCGCUCUCCGCGCGUUCGCAUCUGACAGACCUUGUGGAUAAGGCAGAGGUUGCAGUAGUCAUGUCAUUAACGUCACUAAGCGAGAAGCUACUCCCUCUGCUGAGUGCUUCACUGGGAACCGGUAUCUUCGCCAUGACGAGCUCUUCCUUUCCGGGCUGUUUCUACCUCGUCAUCAGCAGCAUAUUCAUCUUCCCCAUAGUCUUGAGCCUAUACUCCACCUGGAUUUUCCGUCGUAGCAAGAGAGAUGAAAAAAAUCAUACCCAUCUGUAAAUUCAGCGUAAACUCGCUUAUAUUGUAGCGCUUCCAAUGAGAAAACCCUCAACUUUCUGAUAGUCGAAUAUCAGUGUCGGUAUGAUCGACUCGUAAAUGUGAUACAAGCGGUACCCAUGGGAAAUAUGCGAUUACUAUGUGAUCUUCCUCCGAAGACGUGAUACGCGUGGAGAGAGCUCGAAAUAAAUACGCUCUGUUAAU
Galendromus occidentalis (western predatory mite) is the source of this 1635-nucleotide messenger RNA. RefSeq lists its product as uncharacterized. NCBI's taxonomy places the organism in Eukaryota, Metazoa, Arthropoda, Arachnida, Mesostigmata, Phytoseiidae. The transcript has 7 exons. Gene Ontology annotation, biological process: transmembrane transport. Gene Ontology annotation, molecular function: transmembrane transporter activity. The record is from RefSeq and is a predicted model, not a curated record. Bases 103 to 1434 code for a protein of 443 amino acids. Gene Ontology annotation, cellular component: membrane.